AUGGUGGUGGAUACUCGCAGCAACAGUCGCAUGACGGACGCUGCGCUCAGUGUGUCCUUGUCGCCACUGCUGCCGAGCUCCGUGGAGGAAGAGACGCCGCCCGGUGUCUCCGGCAGAGACGAAGGCAAGCAUGUGCGCUUCCAGCCUGUGUUCCAGCCCACACACACCGUAUUCACCCCCAGACUGAGCGAGACAAGCUCGCUACGGUACCGCAAGCCUGACGACCGCGUAGUGGGCAGCACGAGUCUAGCGCCUCCCAGCUCUGUCUCCUCGAUCGCGCAACCUAACUACGACGAUUUCCUGCGACGUGUGAGCGUUGUGCUGUACCAGCACAUCAGACGCUGCGAGAAGCGGCAUAGAGAGCAGCAACGCAGCAAUGCUAACGGCAACAUUGGAGGGAUCUCCACCGCUAUUGCCGCUGCGGUGUCGGCUCUUAAGACACCAGAAGAAAGAAAUCUGAACGAGUCCAGAUCUCCCACCCCAACGGAGGACACGGCGACAUUCAAUAUCUCGGAAGAAACUUCGGAAUAG
Messenger RNA from Phytophthora nicotianae INRA-310, 531 nucleotides. RefSeq lists its product as hypothetical. Lineage: Eukaryota; Oomycota; Peronosporomycetes; Peronosporales; Peronosporaceae. The record is from RefSeq and is a predicted model, not a curated record. The transcript is spliced from 2 exons. Bases 1 to 531 code for a protein of 176 amino acids.